Cladophialophora bantiana CBS 173.52 is the source of this 252-nucleotide messenger RNA. RefSeq lists its product as uncharacterized. The coding region runs from base 1 to 252 and encodes 83 amino acids. The record is from RefSeq and is a predicted model, not a curated record. The transcript has a single exon. NCBI's taxonomy places the organism in Eukaryota, Fungi, Ascomycota, Eurotiomycetes, Chaetothyriales, Herpotrichiellaceae.
AUGACUGAUCUCUUCCCCCGCACCGCGGAUAGCGAGAACCGCAAGCUUCUCGCAGCGGUCAAGGCCACGGGCAACGACAUCAAAGACGUGAAAGCCGUGGUCAUCAGGCACCUGCACCUAGACCACGCGGGCCGGCCCGGGCACUUUCUGGACCCGGACGUGCCCAUCGUUGUACACGAGGAAAAAUUCAAGCACGUGUGCUGGGACGUCGCCGCGGACACCGACCUCGGCGCCUGCCUGUCGAUUACAUGA